CAACGUCUUUCUUUCGAAACAUUUGUUUAAUUUAAAAAGAAAACUCAGAGACACACGAGACGACGUCGCAUAAGGACGAAACGAUGACCACGCUACCAUACGCCGACGUCGAUUGCAACCUCAGAGCUUUAGCCGGCCGUGCGGAGGGCUUCGGCCGACUCGCCGUCGGUGGUCUCCACGGCGAUCUCUACGUCGUUACAUCUCUCGCAGAUGAUGGACCUGGAUCUCUCCGCGAAGGAGGAAGGAGGAGAGAGCCGUUAUGGAUCGUGUUCGCGGUCUCCGGAACUAUACAUCUCAAUUCAUACUUGAGCGUAUCGUCUCACAAGACGAUCGAUGGAAGAGGACAACGGAUCAAGAUCACUGGGAAAGGGAUAAGGCUGAAGGAAUGUGAACAUAUCAUCAUUUGCAAUUUGGAGUUUGAAGGUGGUAGAGGCCAUGACGUCGAUGGGAUUCAGAUUAAGCCAAAGUCUAGACACAUUUGGAUUGAUAGGUGUAGCUUGAGAGACUACGAUGAUGGGCUUAUUGAUAUCACUAGGCAGAGCACUGAUAUCACUGUUUCUAGAUGUUACUUUGGGCAGCAUGAUAAGACGAUGUUGAUUGGAGCGGAUCCUUCUCAUGUUGAUGAUAGGUGUAUCAGAGUGACGAUUCACCAUUGUUUCUUUGAUGGAACUAGGCAGAGGCAUCCUCGUCUCAGGUUUGGGAAAGUUCAUUUGUAUAACAAUUAUACAAGAAACUGGGGGAUAUAUGCUGUCUGUGCUAGCGUAGAAGCGCAGGUGUUCUCUCAAUGCAAUAUAUACGAAGCAGGAGUGAAGAAGAAAACUUUUGAAUACUACCCAGAGAAGGCUGCUGACAGGGAAGAAGUAAGAGCUGGGUUGGUUCGAUCGGAGAAUGACUUGUUCUUGAACGGAGCUCAAGCUUCCUUGUUGACAGGGGCCGGGGGAGAAUGUGUGUUCCAUCCAAGCGAGCAUUACCCGACAUGGACCGUGGAGCCUCCAUCGGAUACUCUCAAGCAAAUCAUCAAAAUCUGUACUGGUUGGCAAUCAUUAUCCUCUCCUUCAGAUCAUGGCGUUCCUAAGUAGUUUUUGCAGUCCGAUUGUUUGUUAUCUUGCAUAUUCUAUUUUCUUUAUUUUCUAGUUAUUUGAGGAGUGAACAAUGCUUAUGUUCUACAACACAUUAUGCUCUGUGUGAUGAGAAACUCAGUUAAAUAUUUAUAAUAAUGUAAACAGUUUUGUUUUUA
Molecule: messenger RNA, 1237 nt
Organism: Brassica oleracea var. oleracea
Lineage: Eukaryota; Viridiplantae; Streptophyta; Magnoliopsida; Brassicales; Brassicaceae
Product: probable pectate lyase 4
Exons: 5
Coding region: 84-1079 (331 amino acids)
Molecular function (GO): pectate lyase activity
Source: RefSeq, a predicted model, not a curated record